Molecule: messenger RNA, 1942 nt
Organism: Linum trigynum
Lineage: Eukaryota; Viridiplantae; Streptophyta; Magnoliopsida; Malpighiales; Linaceae
Source: the annotation of a GenBank genome assembly
CCAGCCCAGAUGCACUUUAAAAGCUAGUGACUGGGCCUAUAGCAUUAGUUCCUCUAGACCAGAGCCCAGAACUCGCUUGGCAGACACAGCCGGCAGAGUUGGGCCAGAUCUGCCGAUCUUCUCCGCUGUGCCGCCUGUGCCUGUGCUUUGUUCUUUCCUUUUCAUUUUUUCCUCUUUUUCCCCAUUUCUUCCUUGAUUUGUCUUGCCGGAAAAGUGAACUGGUCAUUUUGCUCGAGCUCACUGUUUGACGAAGAAGCAGCUGAAAGGAGAAGGUAAAAAGAAAGCUAAUGGCAGGCGAAGAAGUAGUACCAGAACCGAGUAUGUCUUCGCCAUCGCUGGAGGACAGGCCUGGAAUCCUGAUCAUCGGUCCUUCCGCCGUCGGCAAACGCACCCUCCUCUCCCGUUUGCUUUCGCUGGAUCUCGAAGAUGAUCCCGAUCCCGAUUCCGAUUCUCAAUUACUCAUCCGCGGGUGGACAAUCAACACUAAGUACUACUCCGCCGAUGUAUCCGUAUGGGUUACUCAUCUCACCGACGGAUUCCGAAUCGAGAACCUCCCGUCUCGCCGCCGAUUGGCCGCCGUCAUCAUGGUUUUCGACGCUACUGACCUGUCGUCGCUUGCUGCAGUUCAAGAAUGGGUAUCGCGCACCGAUAUCGACGAUUACGAGAUACUGUUAUGCGUAGGGAAUAAAGUGGACCUUGUUCCGGGCCAUCCCGUCCACCAAGAAUACAGAAGGCGGUUACUGCGGCGGCAGCAAAAGCUCGAGCUUGAGCAGUCUGCCUCUGAUGAGUUCGGAAUCUCUGAAACAGAAGGUGCCAAUUUGUUAGGGAACAACGAAGACGACGAAGAAGAAGUAGUAGAAGAACAAGAUCAGUCGUUUCAGAUCAGGAGGUCAUGUAUUGAGUGGUGCACUGAUCGGAAUAUUGAGUACAUUGAAGCUUGCGCUUCCAAUCCCGAAUUCGACAAAUGUCUGUCUGUUGAUGGCGAUAGUCAAGGGAUGGAACGAAUCUUUGGUGCACUUUCUGCUCAUAUGUGGCCUGGAAUGAUUUUGAAAUCUGGAAAUAAAAUGGCUGAACAACCAAUACCUGAGGAAGAAGACUUAUCGGAGCAGUCGGAUUACGAAUUAGAAUACGAGGUGCUAUCCGCAGGUUCUGCAGAACCGUGGGAUGAUACCAGAUGGGUUUCUGCCAGCACUACGAUUUCCACUCCUAGUGAAGGGGAAUCUAAUGCACACGUAAAACACGAUGUUGCCGGACUUAGCAAUGGGAACAAAGAAAGUUCUAGUACUGCAUCAAAUGCUGGAGGUGUCAUGGGGAUUCACCCUGAGGACGGAGAACAGGGUUAUGAAGGAAAUCUGCUGUCGUCGUCUGCUCAAAGAGAGGAAUCAUCAGAGGACGACAAAGGAGCAGUGCGAAAUGCUGAAGUAUCGGAAGCAAAUGGUGAGGUUGAACCAUUCGACUUUGAGGACUUGGAAAAGCUGAUGUUUGAAAUCGGUAACAUAAGGGAUGGGUUAAGAUUGAUGCCUGAUGUACAGAGAAGGGAAAUGGCUGCAAAUCUGGCAAUGAAAAUGGCUUCCAUGUUUGGAGGCGGCAGCGAUGAUGAGGAGCCUGAUGGUUUUGAAUGAUUUCAUGAAUUUCAAGCUGUAGGUGAAAAGAGAUUUGUAAAGUUAUGUGCUGCAAUUUUCAGAUUUUCUCCCUGGUGUCCUAUCUCUGAGUUGAUGAACAAGCUACUGAAUCAUUAUAUGACGGAUGUUUACGGGUUUGAUAAUACUUAUAAACAGAAGUGCACGCAUGCCACUAGCGUAGCAUGUGCUGCAUUUUUCUCAUGGCACUGACUGACAUUCUUCUCGUACAGUUGCUUCAUGAUUGCACCUCACUUCUGGCCUCCAGUCUGUUGGUGGUUCUUCGUAGCCUUUUUGAUCGACAAUGAAAUUGAGUGAAUUGA